Molecule: messenger RNA, 930 nt
Organism: Agelaius phoeniceus (red-winged blackbird)
Lineage: Eukaryota; Metazoa; Chordata; Aves; Passeriformes; Icteridae
Source: RefSeq, a predicted model, not a curated record
UGGCGGCCGGGCGGGGCCCGGGGAGCGAGGACGGAGCCUUUCGAGGAGGAGGAGGAAGAGGAAGAGGAGGAAGAAGAGGAAGAGGAGGAGGAGGAAGAGGAGGAGGAGGAGGAAGAAGCGGCCGGCGCGCCGCCGGCCCCGCCCGAGGACGACGACGGCGAAUCAGAGGAGGCCACGUCGGUGACGUCAUCGGGGGACAGCGGCGGCGCCCCCCUCCCCCCCCGCCAACGGCUGCGCAGGUUCCCGGACCCGCCCAUUGGGGGCGGAGCCUCGGCCCUUCCCGGAGCCGCCCUGUGGGGGAGGGGCCUCCCCGGAAGCCUCCGGAACCGCUCCCACCGGAGGGGGCGUGGCCUCCGCCAGCGGCGGCCCCGUGACCACGCCCACGGGGGGCGGGGAUUGGCACCGCUGCCCCGAGUGUGGGCGUGGCUUCGGCACCUCGCGGGCGCUCAAGGUCCACCGCAGUUACCACGUGGGCCGGAAGAGGCCCCUCCCCCCGCCCCCCCACGCCCCGCCCCCUCCCCCGGCCCCGCCCCCGCGCUCCCAGAGCCCCUCCCCCCCCCGCCCCGUUCAAGUUCCAUUACAUCUGCGCCGAGUGCGGCCUCGGCUUCGUGGCCCCCGGCGCCCUCGGCGCCCAUCGGUGCCACCGGAGCCGCCGCCGACAGCGCCGCCCCUCCCCCACCAACACCAACACCCCCCGGGGCCCCUCCCCCCCACCCCCGCGCCGCCCCCGCCCCGCCCCCGCCAAGCCCCGCCCCACCCAGCCCCGCCCCGCGGAGCCCCGCCCCUUUCCGCUGCACCGAGUGCGCCGGGGCCUUCGGCCUCGUGGCCGAGCUGCACGAGCACUACAUGCUGCACGCCAGGGGGGAGCUCUAGGACACGCCCACCGCGGGGGGGACACGCCCACUGCGGGGGGGACACGCCCACGUGGAG